AUGAAGUAUAAUCUUUUCAAACAUCAACAGCAUCCAGUACCAUUAAAAAAUAAAAAGUCAUCAUCUGUUUCUUCAGUUAAACAUCUAACGUUAACCGAUAAUACAUCUGUGUCAUUCGCAGUAGGUGAAGAUGAUCUUCGUUAUCCAGUUGCUAUUGCAGCAAUAUGUACGGGAAGAGGCGAAGCCAAAGGAACAGUUGGCGUAGCUUGUUAUGAUUUUUCAUCGGCAACACUUAUAUUAAGCGAAUUCAGUGAUUUUUUAUCAUUUUCAAGAUUAUUAUGCAAAUUAGAAACCUUAAAGCCGAACGAGCAUUCCUUAACAGAGCGUACUCGUCUAACUGAAGCGAUAACCAAUCAUCAUGCUGAUGUUCGAGUAGUUAAUAUUAAUCGAAAAUAUUUUUCAUCUGAAUAUGGACUCGAUCGUUUGAGACGUCUUGUAACAGCUGAAUAUAAUGAAGAAUUUGCAUUGCAUCGUUUACAAGAGAAAUACUAUUGUACGUCAGCAUGUGCGGCAUUAUUACGAUAUCUUGAGUAUCAAUAUGAUAUAUUCUUUUUCGAAAAAUCCAUUCGAAUUCAAGUACAAAGUUCAGAAAAAUGUGCUUUUUUUGAUUUAGCUAGUGCGCGAUAUUUAGGAAUACUUGUUGAUUUUGCUCAAUCAAAUCAAUGUGGUCUUCAACCUGGUUUUCAGUCACUAUUCAGUAUAUUACAAGCGACAAAAACAAAAAUGGGCGCUAGAACACUGAGAGCAAAUUUAAUGGAACCAUUGAUUGAUCUUAGUUCAAUCUAUUAUCGUCAGGAUGCUGUUGAAAAUUUUAUGGAUGACGAAAAGUUUAUGUAUCAAAUUCAAACAAUAUUAAUUCAUUUUUCCGACGUUGAACGCACUAUACUAGCGUGUAUCCAAGAAAAUCCAAGUCAUACUUUAAUCUCAGCUGAAAAACGUUUAACAGUAAUAAAUCAAUUACGUCAUAUAUUAGAUAUUUCAUCAACGUUAAAAAAUAUAUUGGAACAAGGAAGUGCUGAUUUAAUGAAAAAUUUAUGCACUGUUCUAACUGAUAAACGUUUUCAAUUGAUAUUAGAUAUACUUGAUUCACGAUUAAAUACUGAACAAACAGAAUUUACGGGUUUUAUUGGUACAAAAUUACGACGAAUAUUCACUAUUCGAGUAACAUAUGACAGUUUACGUGCUGAUGUUAUCGAAUUAAUUGGCGAUGUAGAAGCGAUGGAAAGAGACUUUGGUGAACGAUUUAAUGUGCCAGUUAGAUAUAGUUUAACAAAUACUCGAGGAUUUACUUUAGAAAUAGGUUGUGAAUUUAAAGGUUUAUUACCACCAAAUGUCAUAUCUAUCGCUAAACGUGAGAAAUCAACAGUAGUUACCACAUUACAUCUGGCACAUUUAUCUGAUCGUUUUGAAUUGUUGUAUCAUGAUAUUUGUCUCAUAUCAGAUAAAAUUAUAUUAGAUUUAUUGACAGAAAUUCGUCCUUAUUUUGGUUCACUAUAUAAAUUAGUUGAAGCAUUAUCGAUACUUGAUAUGAUUCAAGCAUUUGCCGAAGUUUCACGUACACGUGAUUAUGUUCGACCAUUAUUUGCUGAUUAUACAAAAAUAGUUAAAGCUCGUCAUCCCGUUAUUGAUUUAUUCGGUGUACAAAAACCAAUUCCAAAUGAUAUUGAUUUAUUUAAAGAAUUAAAUAUUCAUAUUGUAACGGGACCGAAUAUGAGUGGAAAAUCAACAUAUUUGCGUCAAAUUGCACUGUUACAAGUACUAGCACAGAUUGGAUGUUUUGUUCCAGCUGAACAAGCAAAAUUUCGUAUUGUAACAGAAAUAUUUUCUAAAAUUCGACAGCAUGAUAAUUUAUUUUCUGGUCAAUCAACAUUUUCAUCUGAAAUGAAUCAUAUCGCAUUUAUAUUACGUUGUAUGACACCAAAUUCAUUAGUUAUACUUGAUGAAGUAUGUUCAUCAACAUCGGCAAAUGAAGGUUUAGCAUUAGCCACAAGUAUUAUUGAAUAUUUAGCAAAAACAUCUCAAGCAUUUGUUAUAUUUGCUACCCAUUUUCAACAAUUAACAUCUAUUAGUCAUGCCUAUAAAAAUAUUUCUAAUUAUCAUUUUGAUGUUGUUUAUAAUGAGACAAACGAACAUGACUCAUCUACAGUGCGUUUCCAUCGAAAACAAACAAAUUUAGUUGAAAAAUUGAGAGAACAAAAUGCAAUUAUUUAUGAUUAUCAAUUGAAACCAGGCGCUUGUAAAGAAGUUCAUUAUGGUAUUGCAUUAGCUUCGCAAAUCGAGGAUUUACAUGAUGUGGUAGAAAUGGCCAAAAUGAUUGCACAGUUUAUUAUCGAAAAACAAAAUUCGAUAUCAGAUAGUCGUUUAUCUGUUCUUAAUCUUUUAAUGAAACGUGUCAUCAUUAUGAAAGCGUAUUGUGAUCUUAUUUAUGAUGCAAAAGAGAAUCAAUAUCAAUUUAUUGAACAACAAAAAAUUUAUCUUGAACUUUUUCAACAAAAAAUGAAACAAUAUUGGUCUGAAUCAUCAGAUUCAUCAUUAGCUUUAUCAAUUUCACCAUAA
Molecule: messenger RNA, 2556 nt
Organism: Didymodactylos carnosus
Lineage: Eukaryota; Metazoa; Rotifera; Eurotatoria; Philodinida; Philodinidae
Source: the annotation of a GenBank genome assembly